Panicum hallii is the source of this 1418-nucleotide messenger RNA. Its product is annotated as UDP-N-acetylglucosamine transferase subunit ALG13 homolog. NCBI's taxonomy places the organism in Eukaryota, Viridiplantae, Streptophyta, Magnoliopsida, Poales, Poaceae. The record is from RefSeq and is a predicted model, not a curated record. Gene Ontology annotation, cellular component: extrinsic component of endoplasmic reticulum membrane; UDP-N-acetylglucosamine transferase complex. The transcript is spliced from 4 exons. Gene Ontology annotation, biological process: dolichol-linked oligosaccharide biosynthetic process. Gene Ontology annotation, molecular function: hexosyltransferase activity. Bases 80 to 736 code for a protein of 218 amino acids.
CCUGCUCUGAGUUUUAAUCGUCGGAUCAGAUAGACGGCAAGAAACUCAGGAUGCUAUUGAACGCGGUAGUAGGAAUUACAUGCGUAGAAGGGUUCUGGGGUUUCAGUGUAUGUUCCCAAAUCUUGGCAGAGCAAGCCCUCGUAGGAGAAUACCUCUCGGUACCAUAACCAUACUGCAAUGGCCGACUGAAGUGAAUUUAUUGCGUACUGGAGAAGAACUGGGAAGCAGAGAAAGGCGAGUGGUGUUUGUUACCGUAGGAACUACAUGUUUCGAUGCUCUUGUCAAGGCAGUAGAUUCCGACGAAGUGAAAGAAGCCUUACUGCAUAAGGGUUAUACUGAUCUCCUGAUUCAAAUGGGCCGAGGCACAUACAUGCCAUCUAAGGUCUCAGGAAAUUCAACUCUUCAAGUUGAUUAUUUCACCUUUUCACCAAGCAUUGCCGAUUACAUAAGAGAAGCAUCCUUAGUCAUCAGUCAUGCAGGAUCCGGAAGCAUAUUGGAGACCCUACAACUGGGCAAACCUCUAAUUGUUGUUGUGAAUGAAGAUCUUAUGGAUAAUCACCAGAGCGAGUUAGCAGAAGAACUUGCCAACAGGAAGCACCUUUUCUGUGCCCGUCCACAAACACUGCAGGAGACUGUUGAGGCAAUGGAGCUGAAUAAUCUCCUGCCUUACAUGCCAGGAGAUGCCAAGCAAGUUGUCACACUGAUCAGCAAAUUUCUUGGUUUUCCAGUCGACUGAUUGUCUCCAUCAUUUUUUACUCAUCAUGAAAAUAGAGGGAUCAUGUGCGCUAGUGAUUUAGUCAGAAAGUGCUGGGAGAAUGUCAGCUCUAAGCUAAGAGCAUUGGACUGCACACUUCUUUCAUUCGAUCAUAAAAAGCUGAAAUGAAGUGGCCGAAGAGCCAUGAUGAUAUGAAAUGGACGGUAUGGUGGAUGGAUCAACUGAUCCUAACCCCGGGUAGGCGGGUACAGUGUGAUCUGUUCUUUUGGUUCUACAAUCCUGGGAGCAAUUGAUGUAGCUUGGUGGAAAGAGCAACCUUACCUAUUGUUCCUAUUUUGAUACCCUUCAUGUAACUACUUACCAUCUCUCAGUACAAGGGAAAUGUUUUCCAAAUUGCAUGAAAUGUGCUUCCCUUGUUCUUUGAUAUUGGAGGGUGCAUAGGUAGCUGCUCUCCACUGGGUUGCGAUCCACUUGAAGGCCAAGGCAUGGUUUGAGUUGAAAGAUAGGAAUUCAGUGCUGCAUCGAAGAGUUGGUGAAAGCAAACCCAUACGGGCCCUUUGAUUGGUAUUUGCUACAUUCCAGAAUGUAACUGCUGUAAGAUCCAUUUCAUUAAACAGAACAUUGUGGUUUUGACCUUGAUUGGGGGCAGCCCCGUGUAGCAAUCUUGCUCGUAGCAAUAUGCCAUAUUCUACCAUUAUUUCAA